CUCUCCCCGUUCUGUUGCAUGUAUUCCAACAGACAUCGCCAUGUUCAUUCCCACGAAAGUCUAAAACCUGGUUCGCCAGAUGUCCUCCAUCCCACCUCCCCUUGCGGCGUGUUCCUCGAUGUGCUAUUCCAAAAGUCAGGCAAUGGUUGGGCUGGCAAUUACGCCGUGGGAACGACCCACCAUCUCCCGAGCGUUCACUAGGGGCUGAACCACAUAUCAUUCUCGGCGAUGAUAUGACCUCCAAGUGACAUGCGUGGCCUUAUUGAGGCGCCGGCAAGCAGACGUUCGGACGCAACCGAAAUUGCGGUCGAAGAGUCCAUGCGAUGCGGACGACGAGCUGUGGCCAGCGCUGGUGGAUGCGCCGGUGGAUGCUCGUCGCUGCGCUGUGGCCAUGUAUUCUGCGGAUAUGCCGGAAGAUCUCUUGCCGCUGUAUGUUCACUUGAUCCAGCAAAUUGAUGUACUCGCUCUCGGUGAACGACAUCGCCGCUCUGAAUAUACCCACUCGAGGUCAGUCCACGUAGUACUACUCACGACAAAACGACCGCAGGCUUGCGGGAAACGGCGACAUUGCAGAGUCCAUGGUCAACACCAGACUGUGAAAGCUCCCAUAGUCAGGCACCACAUUCAGUUGAUGGUCAAGCGCUUCAGCGUGACGCCGGGUGUGAUAGAGUCAUUCAUAGCGAUGAUUUUGGUGAGGCGCAAGACGUUGGUCUCAGCCGCGUCUACGUAGUCGCUCUACGCGCAGUCAGAAUCAUCAUCGAGCGCCUUGAAGGACUUUCUGUCAGCCGCGGUCUAUAAGUCUUGUCUACAUAGCACAGAGCAUAGCUUAGCGUUCGAACAGCAGGAACAGCUUCAUGGCCUUCGUUAUGCAUCAUGAAAGUGGAUGGGCUUGACUGUCGUGCCCCCAAUCUGUGCAUCCCAUGUUGCCUGGCUAAGAAGAUCUUCUAGAG
Molecule: messenger RNA, 950 nt
Organism: Baudoinia panamericana UAMH 10762
Lineage: Eukaryota; Fungi; Ascomycota; Dothideomycetes; Mycosphaerellales; Teratosphaeriaceae
Exons: 1
Coding region: 250-456 (68 amino acids)
Source: RefSeq, a predicted model, not a curated record